AUGGAUCUCACUAAAUCCGAUACCGUUGAAGAGGUACUAAACCGAACCUACCUCUUAAAAGCGCGAGCACAACUACGGAAGCUAAUCAUACGCAUCUGGAAGAUUACGGCGAAGUUCGAAGAGGUGGGAUCGGAGGACACCUUAACACCGCUGGUGUUGGAAAGGCUUGAAAAUGCCAAAGGCGACCUUAUUCAAGAAAUUGAGCGGCUGGAGGCAAUGUACGGUCAAAGGGAAAUACCGGUCUAUACAGCUCCCCGGAUCGAUACGAAUCCUGCUCACUGUCCGACACCUCCAAGGGAGAAUCCGGCAACAGAGGAUUCCGAUGAAAGGACGGACCCUCCUCUCACCGGGCAAUCUCCACUCAAACAACCGGAUAGCUCUGAACCGGAAGUCUCCGAACCGGCCGUCACAAAAGAAUGGGUUGAGAGCCGCUUUCAAGAUUUUGAAGACUCCAAGGUUUUCCCUUUGAAGGAGAAAUUCCAAAGAACCGUUUGCUCGGCACUCAAAUUCGCCAACACUACAAGGCAACUUUUGGAAAGAACGGAAGAACGGUUCUUAGAAAUCGAUGAAGAUCAACGGGAAGAAGCGAUUCUGCGCAGCAAACACUUAAAGCGAACCGUAAUUUUGGAGGAUACGACCUCCGAGAUAAAAGAGAACUUUGCCCGGCUUGAAAGAGAGACCGAUCAACGAUUGACGGAGGUUGCUAACGACCUGGUCGGCACAACACUCGGACGAGUCUCCGAACUUGAGAAGAAGAAUGUCGGUCUCGAGGACGAACUCAAGGCGCUUUCCGCACAAGUUGCCGAACUGCUCCAAGCCAAGAUGAAUGCGGAUGCCGCGGCUGUAGAGGCUGAUGCUCGAGCGGCUAAGAAGGUCCAGGAUGCGCUGGACGAUGAAGCAAGAAAAGAGAAGGAGGAACCGCGACCAUCGCAACUUACCGAGGAAGAAGAGGCCGAGCGAAUUCGAAGGGCAGAAGCUAAGUUCCCGGGACUUGCAAAGAAGGCUGCCGCUCAAGCUGCGAAGGAUGCUGCUCGGUUGGAAAGGGAAAGUCAGAGGCUAGAAGGCUAUGCAACCGCUAACAAAAAGAAGAAGGAAACCGCUACUUCUUCGAUACCGGCGAAACGAAAAAGAGAACAUUCGAAGAAAACUCAAAUGGCCGACCUGCUAAAUGUGGUAACUGACACGGUUAUCGAGAGUAUACCGGAUCAGGCCACUUACAUCGAAGAAGAAGCUGAAGUGCACCUACAUCGGCGGCCCACAAAACAACGAGUCUCCGAACCGACUAGUCAACCGCAACCAGCGAAGAAAAAGCGGAACAAGAAUCUGAUAGCCUGCUAUGACUUCUCGGACUCGGAAUAG
Molecule: messenger RNA, 1359 nt
Organism: Impatiens glandulifera
Lineage: Eukaryota; Viridiplantae; Streptophyta; Magnoliopsida; Ericales; Balsaminaceae
Product: calponin homology domain-containing protein DDB_G0272472-like
Exons: 1
Coding region: 1-1359 (452 amino acids)
Source: RefSeq, a predicted model, not a curated record